Acipenser ruthenus (sterlet) is the source of this 4170-nucleotide messenger RNA. Its product is annotated as desmocollin 2-like protein. Gene Ontology annotation, cellular component: catenin complex; intercalated disc; neuron projection. NCBI's taxonomy places the organism in Eukaryota, Metazoa, Chordata, Actinopteri, Acipenseriformes, Acipenseridae. The transcript has 16 exons. Gene Ontology annotation, biological process: regulation of axonogenesis; blood vessel morphogenesis; multicellular organism development. The record is from RefSeq and is a predicted model, not a curated record. Gene Ontology annotation, molecular function: cadherin binding; calcium ion binding. Bases 139 to 2886 code for a protein of 915 amino acids.
AAUGGCUGAAUUAAUCAUUGAUCGUAGCUGUUUCACCCUACAGUGGUGUACGUGAAACUUUUACUAGGGUUGAAACCUCCUCCCUCCUUCGGCUGCACCCAUCCCUACCCCACCCCACCCCAUGGCACGGCACUGAACAUGUUCAAAACCAACGGCAUUUUUGUGCAGUGUGUUUUUGGUGAGAGAAAGGGGGCUUCCAUUUUUUUUUACAGCAGAAACAAUAUGGCAAGUUUUAAAACUAAUUAUUUACUCGUGUGUUUCUCGUUUAUGGUAUCCACCUUAUCCGUCAAAGCAUGUGUUCGUACUGUGGAAGCAGCAGUGCCUGAGGAGUUAAAGGCUGGAUACAUAAUCUCAGAAGUUAAUUUGCAACACUGCUUAAACAAUACGCACUUGGAGCUUACUACCAGUGAUCCAGACUUUGCCAUUCAGCAAGAUGGUCUCCUCUACGCAACACAUUCAACCAGGAUACGUUCUGGAGAAAGGGCUUUUGUAAUAUGGCUACAAGACCAACAAUCGCAACAGAAGUGGAAAAUAGAUGUCGCGCUGUCAGUUGAACACAAUAUGGUAAAGAGAGAGGUAAACCUGAAACGCUCCAAAAGACGAUGGAGACCACUACCUUUUUCUAUUCGAGAGAAUGAGUUCCCACCAUUUCCAAAAGAAAUUCAACAGGUCCAAUCUGACAGUUCACAGAAUUACGAUAUCAUUUAUAGAAUCUAUGGUCAGGGAGUGAACCUGCCGCCCAUAGGUUUGUUCUCUGUGGUGCCAGAAACUGGAAUGCUGAAAGUACACAGGGCUGUGGACCGUGAACAAAUUGCUGAGUACAAAUUCUUUGCAGAGGCAAGAACAAAGGAUGGCAUUAAGAGAGAUCGGGAUCUUGAUAUAACUGUUAAAGUGGAAGAUGAAAAUGAUAAUCGCCCUGAGUUUACUGAUGUUGUUGUUCUCUCUGUACCUGAACACUCUGAAAUUGGUGCUAUUAUAGGACAAGUAAAUGCCACAGACCGAGAUGAGCCUGGUACACUUUUUACGCAAAUGGCUUACAAAAUUAUUUCCAGCACUGACCUGUUCAGUAUUCAGUCAGAAACAGGAAUUAUGUAUACAGCAUCUACUGCAUUGGAUAGAGAGACGAAAGACACCUAUGAACUUACAGUAGAAGCCACGGAUUGUAAAGGUCAACAUUAUGGACUAUCGAAUACAGGAACUGUUAGGAUUGUAUUAACAGACAUAAAUGACAAUCCACCUACAUUCAAAGCCAACAAAUAUGAAGCGAAAGUUGAAGAAAAUCAGAAAGAUGUUCUUAUUUUACGAAUUCCAGUGGAAGACAAGGAUUUAUUUAAUACAUCUAAUUGGAAAGCUAAGUUUGUUAUAAAAAAGGGUAAUGAAAAUGGAAAUUUUAGAAUUGAAACUGACCCUGUCACAAAUGAAGGACUCCUGUAUGUUGUUAAGCCAUUUGACUAUGAGAAAAAUAAAAUUGUAAAGUUGGAGGUGGCAGCUGAGAAUGAAGCAGAACUGGUUGGCACUAAAAGCACUUGGGCCACCGUUCCAGUAGAUGUUAAUGUGAUAAAUGUGGACGAGGGCCCAGAAUUCGAAACGCCAAAUUUGUUUCUUCGUAUUAAAGAAAACGAGCCAAAUGGAACACUUAUUGGGAUAUACAAAGCAUUGGACCCAGAAACUAAAAGCAGUGAUGGUAUAAAAUAUUAUAAAAUAUCAGACCCUGCAUCAUGGAUACAAGUUGAAAAAAACACUGGCAAACUCCUAGUAGCUGGCAACAUGGAUAGAGAGUCAUCAUUUGUGACAAACGGCAUGUAUAAUAUCACAGUCAAUGCUGUCGACCAGAGUUCAAAAACAGGUACUGGCACAGUAGAGAUAUAUUUAGAAGAUGAAAAUGAUAACAACCCUAUCAUCACAAAUAAAGACUUUGUGAUUUGUGAGCAUUACGGACAGUUAGGAUAUGUAAAGGUUGAAGCAGAGGAUAAAGAUGCAGAGCCUUUGUCAUCUCCUUUUGUAUUUAGCUUCCCAAAGGACCAUGAUAAAAACUGGAAGAUAACAAAUGAAAAAGCCACCUCCAUGCACCUUGAACAAGCAACAGAACUACCUACUGGUACUUACAAUGUCCCUGUGAUUAUUGGUGAUCAACAAGGGAAAGGUGAACAACAGAUCGUAACAGUCAGAAUCUGCAAAUGCAUCAGUGGGCAGUGUGUUGCAAGCCAGACCUCAGCUGCACUUGGAGUAUGGGGGAUCUUGGCAUUGUUGUUGGCUAUAGCUUUAUUAUUGCUGCUCUGUAUUUUGCUAACCUGUUUCUGUGGGAAGAAAAAAGAAAAAGUAGACCUUGAUAAUGGAGCUGAGGCAGUGCUGAUCAAAUCUAAUACAGAGGGACCAGGUGAAGAAGUAAUGGCUCCAAAUUUCAAGAUGUCUGCACAACAAACCGCCCUUGAACAGGAGUCACAAUUUCUACAACAGUCUGGAGGCGGUUUGCAAGAUAUUAGGCUCUCUGACUUCCAGAAUGUUAAUAAUGUCUAUGGUAGUCAAACUCUGGGGAGUGGUAUGCAGAAUGAUCCUAGCUCAUUCCUCUCUGCCACCAACAGCACCUUCCAAACUAACUAUGGACAACAGUUUGGAAGUGGAAUUCAGCAUUAUGCAGACAAAAAUGGUACCAGCAUUUGGAGAACAAAUGGCUUGGUGAUUGAUCAGAAAUUGAAUGGCUUUGUAACCGAACACAAUGACAGGUUUGCCGAAGACAUUAGUCACGUCUAUGGCUUUGAAGGCAGAGGCUCAUUUGCUGGAUCUGUGGGGUGCUGCAGUGACCUAAAUGAUGACAGUGGAAUAGAAUUUAUAAAUACAUUGGGACCAAAAUUCAGAACAUUGGCACAAGUUUGCACAAAGAAAUGAAGACAUGAUGAUGACUAUAGUGGGCUUUGAGAGAACAUCUUGCAAUCAGACCGAAAUAAUUCAGUGUUUGUAAAGUAUGGGCUGUUUUACACAGAUUGGAGUGAUUUGUUGGGUUCUGGUAUUUGAACAUUUAAUCUAACACUGAUUUUGUACAGCUACUGUCAUCUCCCAUAAUAACCAACCCAUUGAAAACAUUUGCUACUCUUGUAAGAGGCUUCUGUUCUUGUCUCGACAGACAAGCCUGAUAAUACUUAGAAGCUUCAUUGUUGUUGUCUCUUAACUGUCUAGCAUAGACAUGGGUUGCAUGAGGUGUGGGUUUUUUUGGUGUGCGUUUUUGCGAUCAACUUUGUUUUUUGUAAAUGUGUAUUGGUAGUGGGAUUCUUUUAAAAAUAUUACACCUCAUUUAAUGUACUGUAUGCAUCAGAAAGCUACAUGAGAAUUAGCACUUUCCUUUAAUGUCAUGUUUCCCUGCCUUUUUUGUAUUUUUUUUAUGUUUUUUUUUUUUUUUUUAAACGCUCUCAUAUCAAGCUCAUUGCUGUUGCCUCAGGCUCAGUUUUACUUGAUCUGAUACAAUAUCUCACAAUAUUACAAUUUACCAACAAGUUCAAACUAUCCCAAGUAAGAAAUGCUGUUCCUGAUAUGAAAAUGAAUUCCAGUUCUGUUGGUGUUUGGAUAAGUACAGUAUGAAAAUGAAAAAUGAUUUAACACUUUUAAUGCUGUAUGUACACUUUGAGACUGUAUAAAUUUGUGUACCUUUUUUGCUGACAAAUCAAUGUUCCUUUUUUUAAAUAUUUGUUUUUUUAAAUGAUAAAUUAGAAUGAAUUGCUGUAGAAGAUUUAAUGAUUCUUUUUUGUAGAGCUAAUGUUUCAAAGAUAAAUAGUAUACUACUUAGAGGUACAAUCUUAAAAGGUAUUUUGUAUGGAUUAAAUACAUUGUUUGCAAAUAUUUCUAGUUUUAUUACCCAGCUAAAUGCUUAAAGAAGCAUUUAUGCACAUCUUUUUAUGCUUUGCAGCUUAAGGUUCUUGCAUUGUAUGGCUGUGCUCAUUCAGUGGCAGCUUUAUGACAAGGUCGCUGCUGUGAAUGAAAACUUGUGUCGAUGGUAACCAAGUAAUUGGUUGAUUGAUUGUAUUACAAAGGAAAGUGCUUAACAACAGUUUUCUUUGUGGAAAACACUGCUGUGUUGUAUUAAUGCUCUUUAAUAAGCUGUAUGUUUUAAUUCUUGCAUCUCUUUUUUUACAUUUUUUGAUUUAUAAAUAAAUAAAUACAGCACCAUAUCAUUCAAAA